Messenger RNA from Elgaria multicarinata webbii, 2811 nucleotides. It is a transcript of the gene ALOX5, whose product is annotated as arachidonate 5-lipoxygenase. The record is from RefSeq and is a predicted model, not a curated record. Gene Ontology annotation, biological process: hepoxilin biosynthetic process; linoleic acid metabolic process; arachidonate metabolic process. The transcript is spliced from 14 exons. Lineage: Eukaryota; Metazoa; Chordata; Lepidosauria; Squamata; Anguidae. Gene Ontology annotation, molecular function: protein binding; arachidonate 5-lipoxygenase activity; iron ion binding. Gene Ontology annotation, cellular component: nuclear envelope. The coding region runs from base 56 to 2080 and encodes 674 amino acids.
AAAGCCGUGUGAGCAAAGCAGAACGCUGGCAGCAAAUCUCCUCGGAGCUCCGGCCAUGCCAUCCUACUCCGUGACGGUGGCGACGGGCAGUCAGUGGUUCGCAGGUACCGAUGACUACAUCUACAUCAGCUUGGUGGGCUCAGCCGGCACGAGCGAGAGACACCUGCUCGACAAGCCCUUCUACAACGACUUCGAGCGGGGCGCUGUUGAUACUUAUGAUGUGACAGUGACAGAAGACCUGGGGGAGAUCCAGUUGAUAAAAAUUGAGAAACGGAAGUAUUGGUUUCCUGAUGAUUGGUAUCUUAAGUAUGUCACUGUGAAAACACCAAUUGGUGAUUACCUAGAGUUUCCAUGUUACAGAUGGAUUACAGAUGAAAAAGAGGUAGUACUCCGAGAUGGACAAGCCAAACUUUUUGGAGAUGACAAGACUCAAAUCCUUAAGCAUCACAGACGUAAAGAAUUGGAGGACCGCCAGAAAUUGUAUCGGUGGGCAGAAUGGCAUCCAGGCUUUCCAUUGAACAUAGAUGCCAAAUCUCACAAGGAGCUGCCUCGCAACAUCCAAUUUGACAGUGAAAAAGGAGUUGACUUCAUUUUGAAUUACACCAAGGCAAUGGAAAACCUCUGUGUUAACCGCUUCAUGCAUAUGUUCCAGUCUUCCUGGAGUGACUUUGCAGAUUUUGAGAAGAUCUUUGUCAGAAUAAGCAAUACAAUUUCUGAGUACGUAAUGAAGCAUUGGCAAGAAGAUUUUAUGUUUGGAUACCAGUUCUUGAAUGGGUGUAAUCCUGUAUUGAUAAAAAAGUGCACAGAAUUGCCAAAGAAGUUUCCUGUGACCACAGAAAUGGUAGAAUGCAGUUUGGAGAGGAAUCUGACUCUGGAAGAGGAAAUAAAGCAAGGGAAUAUUUUCAUAGUGGAUUAUGAACUUCUGGAUGGUGUUGAAGUCAAUAAGACAGACCCUGGAACAAUACAGUAUUUAGCUGCUCCCAUCUGUUUAUUGUAUAAGAAUUUAGAGAAGAAGAUUGUCCCUAUUGCAAUCCAGAUAAAACAAGCUCCUGAUCCAGGCAAUCCUAUUUUCCUCCCAUCAGAUGCUAAGUAUGAUUGGUUAUUGGCCAAAAUCUGGGUGCGGUCUUCUGAUUUCCACGUACAUCAGACUAUUACACAUCUCCUUCGCACUCACUUAAUUUCAGAAGUGUUUGGAGUGGCCAUGUUCCGGCAACUGCCUGCUGUCCAUCCUCUCUUUAAGCUCCUGAUACCUCAUGUACGGUUUACAAUAGCUAUCAACACCAAAGCCCGAGAGCAGCUUAUCUGUGAAUAUGGCCUUUUUGACAAGGCAAAUGCCACUGGAGGAGGUGGACAUGUGCAAAUGGUUCAGCAAGCAAUGAAUCACUUCACCUACAGUUCCCUCUGCUUCCCUGAAGAAAUCAAGGCAAGACGCAUGGAAAGCAGUGAGGAUAUUCCAUACUACUACUAUCGGGAUGAUGGUGUCAAAGUAUGGGAGACAAUAAGGAGCUUUGUGACGGAUGUGGUUGACAUUUAUUAUGAUAGUGAAGAAAAGGUGUGUGAAGACUUGGAACUCCAGGCCUUUGUGAAAGACAUCUAUGUCUAUGGGAUGAGAAGCAACAAGGCUUCAGGAUUUCCUAAAACAAUCAAGACACGGGAGAAGCUGUCAGAAUAUCUUACCGUAGUGAUAUUCACAACAUCAGCACAGCAUGCAGCUGUAAAUUUUGGUCAGUAUGACUGGUGUUCUUGGAUUCCUAAUGCCCCUCCAACUAUGCGCUGCCCGCCACCUACAGAAAAGGGGUGUGUCACCAUUGAGUAUAUAAUUCAGAGUCUACCAGACAGGGGACGCUCUUGUUGGCAUCUUGGUGCAGUUUGGGCCUUGAGUCAGUUUCAGGAGAAUGAAGUAUUUUUGGGGAUGUAUCCAGAUGAACACUUCAUAGAGAAGCCAGUCAAAGAGGCCAUGAGGAAGUUCCGCAAGAGUCUUGAUGAAAUUACCAGUUACAUUGCUGAACGGAACAGGAACAAAAACCUCCCCUACUAUUAUCUUUCCCCAGAUCAAAUCCCCAAUAGUGUGGCUGUUUGACUUAAGCUUUGCAAAGAUAUGAAAAGGCAGUGAGAUGGAUUAACUGGCUGAAUAUGAUAAAUUGUACACAGGCUUCAUCUAGCUUCAAAGCAACUUGACUAUUGCAAUUUCAGUUCUCAGAAGAUACUUAACUAAUAUAAUUAGUUGCUGCUGUGCUACUAUUCAAUAAGACUUGCAUUAGAGCUAAAACAUUUUUUAAAGGCUUUGUAUCUUAAAAACUUUAUGAAUGGAGAGAAAUUAUUUUUUCUUUUGUUGCAAAUUGUCUCCAUUGCCUUCCCUCACACACAUUUCUUGGGAGGACACCUCCAUUUCUGGCACACAAAAAGGAAGAUUUUGUAACUGAAGAAAUCCAGUACUUCCUCAGAUUCAUAGCAAUUAGGAUUAUCAUGUUUUUAAUUCACCAAAAACAAAAGGAAACCCCAAUUAUCAAAUGAAAAAAAAAGCCAAGAGCAAGGGGUGGAAACGGAGAUAUGUCUAGGAAAUAUUUAUUUGUAUUUGCCAACGCGUUUCGGACUUAUGAGGUCCUUCUUCAGGGCAAUUCAAGUAAGAGUAUAAUUUCAACUUUCUCCAGAGCAAAAUGAUCUCCUAUGUAUGAAUGAUACACUUGGAGCAUACUUCAACUAAUUGUACAGAAAGGCCCUCAUAGGAAUCUUUCCCUAAUUAAAAAGUGUAAAACCAAACCUCUGGACUUCCUCUGUGCUAGUGCUUUUCCUUUCAAUAUAACUUACUUG